AUGGCGCAAGAAAUAUUUAAUGGCCUAAAGAAUCAUCAAAAAACGGGAACAAGGCAUAUAAUUUUUGAUGGCCUAAAGAAUCAUCAGAAAAAUAACAAUCCGCGCUAUGAGGUAGAUAUUAGAUGGAAUAUUAAGCAAAAUAAUAGUCAACAGCAAAAUGAUAGUCAAUCUUCCCCUUUUUCCUUUUCGGAUGGAGUACUUUCUAUUUAUUUUACUUCUGAAGAACUGAAAGGUGAAUUAGACCUGAAACCUUUCCCUAAUCUCAGAAAAAUCACUUUUCAAAACAAUGUUCAAUUUGAUAAUUUAGAAAGUAUCGAUCUUAGUAAAAAUGAAAAUUUGUGCAAAAUAGUGAUGGAGCAAACCGAUUAUCAAUGGAAUCCUUUUUUUCAUAAUUAUAAUUUUAUUUUGUUAAUUAAAGAAAUGCAAAUCGAAGAUAGAAAACUGGAACAAUUAGAGACUGAAAUUGCAGAACUAAGACAAUCUCUCAACUAUAAAGAUCAAAUCAUAACCGAAUUAAAUAAAAAAGCUCAACAAACUCCUACACUCAGUCAAUUUCGAGAACUAAAUAAUAUAGCUUUGGGUCGUACUGAUAUUAAUUUUAAUAAACUUAUGCAAGAAAUUAAAAGACUUAAAUUGAAAGAUUUUAAUCCUUAUUUUCAGGAGCAAAAAAAUACCUUUGAGCAAUUAACGGCUACAGCCAAAAAUAAGGCAGGUGAUAGUUUAAAAUCUAUUUUAGAUCUUUUCUUACAGACAAGCAGGCAAAUUAUCGAAUCCGAAGAUAAGAGCAACAAUUAUGAUUCCUUCGUUCAAGGGCAGUUACAGGGACAAUUGAACACUUGUCGAACUCUCCUGCAAACUAAAUUUACCCCAGAGGAACUAAGAAGUCUGCUAGAUAAACAAAAAGGGCUUAGAAAGUUAGAAAAACAUUCG
Messenger RNA from Dentiscutata erythropus, 930 nucleotides. The record is from the annotation of a GenBank genome assembly. Lineage: Eukaryota; Fungi; Glomeromycota; Glomeromycetes; Diversisporales; Gigasporaceae.